AUGGGCUCUGCCGCUUCUUUUCUGAUACUCAAGGACGGGAUUGAAAGCUGGUCCUUCAAUUUUCUCAUCAUGACAAGGUGCCGGCCUCAUGGCCGGUCCAAGUUUGAUCAAAGGAAGCCAGGCAGGACCCCCUUGAGAAGCGCACUGCCAAUGGCUGAGCACACACCCGCUGCCUCGAGCCCCCCAGACCUUGACGCCGCUCUUCCCCUCCCAGACAUUCAACGCCUGGUCAUGAGCACGUUCAAGCAGGGGACUGUCAAGGGGGAGCGCCUCUUCCGCAGGAGCGUGGCAGUUGUGCGCGGGCUAGCUAGGAAAGCGUGCGGGUCAGCGGGCUACAGCUGGACAAAGGCCGCCCGGGACGGGGCCUCGCAGGUGGCCAUGCGGGGCUUAGAGGGGCUCCUGAGUGCUUCAGAGUCGUUUCUGCGCGAGGGCUUCAACCAUGUGGUUGCGGAAACUGCUGAAGCCUACCUGGAGGGGCUGAAGCACGAGGGCAAUGUGCGGGGUAGGUUGCAGGGCCGCAAGCGCAGAACCUCGGGAGUGAAGCGGGGUGCGCAGCGCAGCUACCGCGAGCAGCCGACGGAGGGGCUAGGUUCCCAACUAGAUCAUUUAGGGCCACACAGCCUCAGCUGCCACGGGUGCGGCGCCGGUGCAGCGUGGGGUCUUCGAGGAAGCAGGGAGGGCGGUAGUAUCAAAUACUUUUGCGAAACGCAUGCAACCUCCAGUGGCUGCUUUCGAGUCGACCCAGACCGUGCUGUCUGGGCAGCGGACCACGAACUGCGUCGCCUGAGAGCAAAAGCUAGGCGACUCGAGCAGGAGCUGCAAGAUCUUGGAGGGGCCCCGAAAGAUGCACCCAGCGCGCCACCCUUUGCAGCUUGGCAGGAGUCCGGAGGUAUGACGGACUGGGUUUCCAUGCCCAAGAGCCGGUCGCUUAUAGCGACGCUUCUCAUGAGGGGUGGGGUGGAAACCAAUCCGGGGCCUUCUCCACAUGAGAUUGCACGAGUCUGGCGGGAAGCUUAUCCAAACGCCGACCCCACCCUGCUGGAGUAUCUCUCACUUCACCAGUUCAAGUUGGCAGAGUGGAGAGCACUGCCUGCUCAAAGGCGCUCUAUCAUUCUGACCGGGCUGAAAGAGAAGUACAAAGAGCCAUGGGCAGUGGGCUGGAGCAUCUUCCUUAGAAGGGCAGCCGCUUCUACCAGUUCCGAUGUGGAUAUGGAGAAUGCAGAGAGCUGGGUGGAAGCUCAUCCGACUUUCCAUCCACCCCUGCUGGAGUACCUGGCCAACCAGAAAGUCCAAUUGGCGGAUUGGAGAGCGCUCCCCGCUGAAGCUCAACUUGAGAGCCUGACCGAGUUGAAGGCCCACCACCCAGCAUGGCUUAUCGGCUGGGAUCUCUCCCUGGAGGCUAUUGUUGCUGUGAGGAAGGGUCAGGAUGGAGAGGCGGGCCAACCUGAGGACAUGGAUAUGGGGGAUGCUGAUGAGAAUAACCAGAGUUAUGCACGGAGCGACAUCCUGGCGUUGCAGAACUUGGCAAACGUCUCAGAUACGGGCCUCAAGGAACCAGCUAGCUCGUCUGCCCCGCAUUUGGAGAAGAGCAGAGAUGCUGAUUGGUAUGUCGUACAAAGCCAAUGCGAAGCUCUGAUUAACCGAGCUAGGGGUGCACUUGCAAAGCUGCAAAUAGAGCCGCAGAUUGCCUGCUUCCAGAGCCCCUCUGAGCUUCCGCAUGCCGCAGCAAUCAACAAGAACAAGAUUCCCCUGGCAAGGGGAUUGCCCAGUUUCCUAGUGGACCGUCUGCCAAGCCCUGUCUUCAACAAUGUGACGUGGACGCAAGCUGCGGAGCUUCUCGACGGGAUGAAAGAGAGGCACACAUUUCAGAACCUUUCCGUAACAAGCUUUAUGGCUGCCUCUGGCUACGGGAAGACAAGGACUGCGCUAGAAAUGGGCUGCCUGCGGCCAGGUGUCCUCUACUUCAGCUGCUGCGGCCCAGAAGAGGUCGGCUCGAGAGAUUUGUGGGAAAUGCUGGGCCGCCUCAAGGUCACGUGCAAGGAGGGCUCCAGGUUCUGGGAGAGCAACCACGAGCGGGUGCAAAAGCACGUGUACGCUAUGCUGCUUUCGCGCCUGAAGCACCUCAGCGAGUGCCUCUCCUUAGGAUGUGACCCCCAGCAGUGGCUGCGCUACCAGCUCGUGGUCUAUCAGGGGCAGCAGGACACCUUUGCGGAGGCGUACAAUGUGCUGCGGCAUGCGUCACUCAAGGACCUCCAAGAGCUCGUCACCGCCGAACUAGAGGCUUGUCUGAGCACCUUGAUGGCUGACGGGGUCGAGUUCCUGAUUCUGGUGUUGGACGAGGCUCAGCUCUGGGCAGAAGAGCUCCCUGGCAUGUUCUCGAAUGGGGCCGUCAAAGGGCAGCAAGAGGGGCGGCCCUUGCUGUCAGCCUUCCUUGCUGUUAUCGCCAGCGAUCCUGUCCUCGUCAAGAACAUCCACGUCGUGCUUUCGGGCACUGGGUUGUCAUUGUCACAAAGCAUGCUCGUAGCUUCAGCCUUAAUGAAAGUGGGAAGCAAGCCGUUCCCUGUUGUCGACUUUGGAACUUUCAACGAUGCAUCCGCACGCAAGUAUCUGGGGGACUAUGCGGGUCCGCAGGACAUUCCAGAACACGACCUGCUUUUCCUUGUUGGGAGGAGACGGUUCGCAGCUAGGGUUGUGCUGGACUGGGCGCAGAGCGGACAGGAGAGCAUUCUGACUUGUCUUAGAUCGUUAGUCCGGCAGCACACAACAAAGGAAGGAAGGGAACUCUUCUUGGCGAACGAGCGCAGGGACGUGUACGAACGCCACUUCCUCUACGGCCGCCUUGGUGCUUUGUUGAAGCGAGGGGCAGAGGGAAUGAAGCUGCUUGACCUACUGAAGCGGGUUGCCUUUGCCCACGCAAGGCUGGGGGGCCCCUGUUUGUUCCUGCACCACCAGGAGUUCGACCUGGUGGAUCUUGGUUUUGUGAAACUGCACCACUCAGGGAAGCACCGCAUUGUGGCCUCAAUCGAGGAGCCCCUUGCGGUCAGGGCACUGUUCAACUUUUUGGAAACGGAGCUCAAAUGGAGUGCCAAGGAACACGCGCUGACUCUGAUGGCGCAGAGCCAACCCUUUCCAGCCAUGCUGGGGCAGUGGUUCGAGGUGGUGGCUCCCGACCAGCUUCCCCAGCUCUUUCAAACGGAGGGGGCUCUAGCGGAUGCGCCGCUCUUCAGCAACCUCAAAAGCGAGCUGCCGGAGUGCUUUCGGAGGGAGGGUGCAAGUUUGGCGCGAGUCCAAUUGGCUCCCGAUGGCAAAUACAGCUUUAGCACAGUGGCUAAACCGACAGGGUUAGACGCCCCAGUGCGUCUAGCGACCAAGGGCAGGGGCGUGCUGGCGUGGCUGCGAGACCCCGGUGGCAUCGUCUGGUUCUUUCCUGAGACGAGCGCCGGGCCAGACCUUCUCUUUUUCGUGGUUGUUGGGGGUGCCCUCUACCUUGUGGUCUGCCAGCUAAAGCUCCGGUGGAAGUUGGACAGCCUAGCCAGGGCCAUCCAAACGGUCGACCCCAGGUAUCUUUUUGAGGGGAAGGUAAACAAGGAGGAGUUGCGAGAAGUAGCACACGAGGCGCUUCGCGCAGAGAGGGGGGUGGACGGGGUUAUCAGCCUUUUAAUCGGAUAUCCUCUCAGAACCCGGAUGAGAGAAUUUGUUCCCAAGAAGUCUUCUGCUGAGGAGGAGGAUAGAAAGAGGAAGAGCAAAGAGGAGGUGGAUGACAUGGUGGAGCCGUCUGUCCGAAUUGUGAUUGAUGGAAAGCGAAAGACAGAACUUCUUCCAAAGGAGCUGAGAAAGUUUUUGGAUGCGGCAAAAAAUUACGGAGAACUCGAGGCAGAGGAGGACGACUUAAAGGAGGCCGAGGAAGUGGAGGCAGAAGAAGGCAGGUGACAGGCGAACCCGGGCUAAGAUCGUCCAAGCGUCCAGUUCGAGCGACUCUGAGGCUGAGCUGAAGUUGAGCGGUAUGGCAUGUCGAGCACAGCAGACUCGCUGCUGUGCACAGUGCUUGACGAAUAGGUCGAAAGGACGAUGCGGGAGUCGAUGGCACAGGCUGAAAAGGGGAAGGAGUUAGCGGAAGAAAAGGCAGGCGGACGCAUGUGAGCAAGAACUUGAGAAGGAUUGAAUCCAAAGUGGAGAGACAGAGCGUGGUUGAGGACCCACCCGCACGGUGUCCAUGUGUAAGGUGCCCGUAUGGAAACCAUGCCAAUAAGUCCACAUGAGAACCUUGUUUUCAAUAGUCGCGUGGUUUCUAUUCGCUUUCCAAGAUGAGCACG
Molecule: messenger RNA, 4313 nt
Organism: Klebsormidium nitens
Lineage: Eukaryota; Viridiplantae; Streptophyta; Klebsormidiophyceae; Klebsormidiales; Klebsormidiaceae
Source: the annotation of a GenBank genome assembly